CUACGUGAGCCGUCACUGCGCUUACGUGCAGACGUAACACUACAGUCUCGCGUGAUGAGAUUUGUGGCGACGGGUGUCCUGGAAGACAGGAGGGAAGGAGCGUUGAAUUAACAGCAUUGCGGGAGGUGAAGAGCCAUGACUUUGUUUUCCACUCCUGGGGGAUUUGGAACCGGGGGCGGCAGUAUGUUCGGCAGCACAGCGACUGAUAACCACAAUCCUAUGAAGGACAUUGAAGUCGCUUCACCUCCGGAUGACAGCAUCUCGUGCCUCUCUUUCAGUCCCCAGACGCUGCCUGGCAAUUUCCUAAUCGCAGGAUCCUGGGCCAAUGAUGUGAGGUGCUGGGAGGUUCAGGAUAAUGGCCAGACCAUUCCAAAGGCGCAACAGAUGCACACAGGUCCUGUGCAGGACGUCUGCUGGAGUGAUGACGGGACCAAAGUGUUCACAGCCUCGUGUGAUAAGACUGCCAAAAUGUGGGAUCUAAACAGCAACCAGUCAAUACAAAUAGCACAGCAUGAUGCCCCUAUAAAGACUGUGCAUUGGGUAAAGGCCCCGAACUACAGUUGCAUCAUGACUGGUAGCUGGGAUAAAACUUUAAAGUUCUGGGACACACGAUCACCAAACCCAUUGUUGAGCAUACAACUCCCAGAACGAGGUUACUGCGCAGAUGUGGUGUACCCUAUGGCUGUUGUGGCAACUGCAGAGAGAGGGUUAAUAGUGUAUCAGCUUGAGAACCAGCCCUCCGAAUUCAGAAGAAUAGACUCUCCCCUUAAACAUCAGCACCGAUGUGUCGGCAUUUUUAAAGACAAGCAAAACAAGCCCACUGGCUUCGCACUUGGAAGUAUCGAAGGAAGAGUCGCGAUUCAUUACAUCAACCCUCCCAAUCCAGCCAAAGACAACUUCACAUUUAAAUGCCACCGCUCCAAUGGUACGAACACAGCAGCCCCUCAAGAUAUCUACGCUGUAAAUGACAUCGCUUUUCAUCCUGUACACGGCACUUUGGCUACAGUUGGAUCAGAUGGGCGAUUCAGUUUCUGGGACAAAGAUGCACGGACCAAACUGAAGACUUCGGAGCAGCUGGACCAGCCAAUCACUGCUUGUUGCUUCAACCACAAUGGAAAUAUUUUUGCCUAUUCGUCUAGCUAUGACUGGUCCAAGGGACAUGAAUUCUACAAUCCACAGAAGAAGAACUAUAUCUUCUUGCGUAAUGCAGCUGAAGAAUUAAAACCAAGGAACAAGAAAUAAUGAGCAGCCUCCGCCGUGGGGAAAGUAUAGGAGAUGGGAUUUUCCUUACUGCAGCGCUUACAACUGGCAUUGAUGUUGUCCCUCGCACAGACCACGUCCUCCUGCUGUCAGUUCCUAUGGCUCGGCGUAGAGUCUCCAGUUUUUUUUUCGUUGAAAGCGUGUACAGAACAAAUAAAGUUUCCGUACAGCUUACCCUGCAUCAAUUGAUGUCGCCAGAGACCCUAAUAUUGUCUUAUUUCUGGAUUAUAUGUAUCUGUGGUGAGUGUAUGGGAGCAGCAUGCUGAUAAACUUGCCUUAAACCAUAAAUGGGCAUAAGGUAACUUUCCAAUGUCUGGUUGGGUUUUGUUUUAUAUUUCAAUAAAGUUCUUUUUAUGAAA
Molecule: messenger RNA, 1619 nt
Organism: Xenopus laevis (African clawed frog)
Lineage: Eukaryota; Metazoa; Chordata; Amphibia; Anura; Pipidae
Gene: rae1.S
Product: ribonucleic acid export 1 S homeolog
Exons: 13
Coding region: 136-1242 (368 amino acids)
Cellular component (GO): nuclear envelope; spindle pole; nucleus
Source: RefSeq, marked validated